AUGUUUGCGGCGUUGACUUUUGUGAAGGUCUUCCAUUGGCUGGUGCAGGACCGGGUGGACUAUAUAGAGGUCACCCCCAGCGUCUCGCGCCUCGCGCACGCGCGCAUCAUCACCUUCAUGGCGGUCCUGCUGGGCCUCGACUGCGCCUUUCUGCAGCACACCAUCGCCGCCACCCUGGCCAGCGGCGGCCACAGCGUGCAGCUGCUGUUCGCGUUCGAAUACGUGAUCUUGGCCAGCAGCAUCGUGGCGACAGGGGCGAAGUACGUCAUGAGCAUGGUGGAUGCCGCCAUGGAGGGCAGAUGGGAGGGCAAGGGCGCGUGGGUCUUCUACACCGAGCUCAUGACUGACAUGCUGCACCUCCUGGUGUACCUUGUGUUCUUCGUCAUCGUCUUCACCCAUUACGGGCUGCCCCUGCACCUGAUCCGGGAUCUCUACAUCACGUUCCGCAACUUCCGCAACAGGAUCUCGGAUUUCCUGCGCUUCCGCCAGGUCACCGCGCGCAUGGACCGCUUCCCGGACGCGUCGCCCGACGACCUCGCCCGCUGCCACUUCACCAGCAGCUGCAGGUGA
Messenger RNA from Monoraphidium neglectum, 570 nucleotides. Its product is annotated as E3 ubiquitin-protein ligase synoviolin. Lineage: Eukaryota; Viridiplantae; Chlorophyta; Chlorophyceae; Sphaeropleales; Selenastraceae. The transcript has 6 exons. The coding region runs from base 1 to 570 and encodes 189 amino acids. The record is from RefSeq and is a predicted model, not a curated record.